UCAUCCACGAGUAUGACCACCACCGGUGCAGCAUCUACAUCAUCCAUGAGUAUGACCACCACCGGUGCAGCAUCUACAUCAUCCAUGAGUAUGACCACCACCGGUGCAGCAUCUACAUCAUCCAUGAGUAUGACCACCACCGGUGCAGCAUCUACAUCAUCCACGAGUAUGACCACCACCGGUGCAGCAUCUACAUCAUCCACGAGUAUGACCACCACCGGUGCAGCAUCUACAUCAUCCAUGAGUAUGACCACCACCGGUGCAGCAUCUACAUCAUCCAUGAGUAUGACCACCACCGGUGCAGCAUCUACAUCAUCCAUGAGUAUGACCACCACCGGUGCAGCAUCUACAUCAUCCAUGAGUAUGACCACCACCGGUGCAGCAUCUACAUCAUCCAUGAGUAUGACCACCACCGGUGCAGCAUCUACAUCAUCCAUGAGUAUGACCACCACCGGUGCAGCCAUGGAAGAUGAUGAAAUGGUGAAAGCACCUCUGGAUCUAGGACCACCUGAGAUUAUUAUGAACCUCACGGAAGUGACCACUGAGGACCUCGUUGAACAGGAUGUGGCCGUGGAGACAAACGAGGAGAAACACAGAGGAACAACGUCACACCAGGUGUCAUCGGAGGUACCAGCCCCCAGAUCCACUCAACUCAUUUCAGCAGAGGCUCCUCCAAGCCGUCGAGAGGGAUGCAGCCCAACCUGAUGCUCACAGGGAGGAUGAAGAGACCCUCUUUGCCAUGAGCCUGGUGCCAACACUGAAGAGGCUGCCUCAGCAAAGAAAAGCAGCAGUCAAGGUUAAAAUGUAUCAGCUGCUUUUCAAAGCUGAGUUCAAUGAAAUGGAGUCAAUUUAGCCGACCAGCUCACAGGAAGGACAGGAAGAGGAGAGGAAGAACAGGAAGAUGAGAGGAAGGUCAGGAAGAGGAGAGGAAAGACAGGAAGAGGAGAGGAAGGUCAGGAAGAGGAGAGGAAGGACAGGAAGGACAGGAAGAGGAGAGGAAGGACAGGAAGAGGAGAGGAAGGACAAGAAGAGGAGAGGAAGGACAGGAAGAUGAGAGGAAGGACAGGAAGAGGAGAGGAAGGACAGGAAGAGGAGAGGAAGGACAGGAAGGACAGGAAGAGGAGAGGAAGGACAGGAAGAGGAGAGGAAGGACAGGAAGAGGAGAGGAAGGACAGGAAAAUGAGAGGAAGGACAGGAAGAGGAGAGGAAGGUCAGGAAGAGGAGAGGAAGGACAGGAAGAGGACAGGAAGAGGACAGGAAGGACAGGAAGAGGAGAGGAAGGACAGGAAGAGGACAGGAAGGGCAGGAAGAGGACAGGAAGGACAGGAAGAGGACAGGAAGAGGACAGGAAGGACAGGAAGAGGAGAGGAAGGGCAGGAAGAGGACAGGAAGGACAGGAAGAGGACAGGAAGAGGAGAGGAAGGACAGGAAGAUGACAGGAAGGACAGGAAGGACAGGAAGAGGAGAGGAAGGACAGGAAGAGGAAGUACAGGAAGAGGAGAGGAAGGACAGGAAGAGGACAGGAAGGACAGGAAGAGGAGAGGAAGGACAGGAAGAGGAGAGGAAGGACAGGAAGAGGAGAGGAAGGACAGGAAGAGGGCAGGAAGGACAGGAAGAGGACAAGAAAGGACAGGAAGGGGACAGGAAGAGGACAGGAAGGACAGGAAGAGGAGAGGAAGGACAGGAAGAGGACAGGAAGGACAGGAAGGACAGGAAGAGGACAGGAAGUACAGGAAGAGGACAGGAAGGACAGGAAGAGGAGAGGAAGGACAGGAAGGACAGGAAGAGGAGAGGAAGGACAGGAAGAGGAGAGGAAGGACAGGAAGGGGAGAGGAAGGACAGGAAGGACAGGAAGAGGAAAGGAAGGACAGGAAGAGGAGAGGAAGGACAGGAAGAGGACAGGAAGAGGAGAGGAAGGACAGGAAGAGGAGAGGAAGGACAGGAAGAGGAGAGGAAGGACAGGAAGAGGACAGGAAGAGGAGAGGAAGGACAGGAAGAGGAGCGGAAGGACAGGAAGAAGAGUUGUCUGGUUGCUGUUUUGACCUUCCUCAUUGUACCUUUCUUUUCACACAUCAGUUCCCUUUAAAUUCCGUCAAUUCAUAAAGUCAUUUGUUUAUAAAGUCUUAGGAUAGCAUUCAUUAUUAGAAAUAUAUUAGUGUUACAUAGAUUUCUGAAUUGACAAAAUUGAAACUCAUACGGAGUUUUCACAGAUGCUCUUGGUCUCUUACAAGACUAAAGGUGAAUAUAUUUCUUUCAUUUAAAACCACUUGAAAACCAGGGUGUUGAAACUGUUUGUGAAGUUAUGUUCCAUCGACUGGUCCAUGACGUCCAGGGGCCAUUUGUUUGUUUAGCUGUGUUAUGGCUACACAUUAUUUUAUUUUUUUCAGAGACAGAGACACACACACACCUCUCCUCCACUCCUCUCUGUGCCUCAGAUCUCCUGUGCCCUGCCCUCUCUCUCUUUAUGGCCAUGUCUGAAGUUCCCCUACUACGUCUAGGCUUUAUGAGUAGUCCCUGUAUCUGUCUGCAGGUGUGUCAAAAAUACAUGCUCUUGUUGUUCUUACAGAUUACAGGCUACACAUUCAUAAAUAAAUAAAAAAUCUAUUGUUUUAUUUUUUUAAACAUUUUUACAACACACA
Molecule: messenger RNA, 2639 nt
Organism: Salvelinus fontinalis (brook trout)
Lineage: Eukaryota; Metazoa; Chordata; Actinopteri; Salmoniformes; Salmonidae
Exons: 2
Coding region: 1051-2103 (350 amino acids)
Source: RefSeq, a predicted model, not a curated record